GGGCGGGGCGGGCCAGAGCUCUGCGUUGCGGCAGUGAUUGCUGAGCAGAACUCCGCGGCUGCCGGAGAUGCCUGACUCCUCGGCCUGAGGAGCUGUCAGCGACGCGAUGGAGCGAGCAAGGGAUCGCUUACACCUGAGACGGACUACAGAACAGCACGUGCCUGAAGUGGAAGUCCAAGUCAAACGUAGGAGGACAGCUUCACUGAGCAAUCAGGAGUGUCAGUUGUACCCAAGACGUUCUCAGCAGCAGCAAGUGCCUGUGCUGGAUUUCCAGGCGGAGCUGAGACAGGCUUUCUUAGCCGAGACACCGAGAGGUGGUUAAAGCAGGAUUGGAUUUUCAAGGUAGCCGAUUCCCAAGCAAAAACCAGGCUCCAUCUACUGUUAGCGAAGCUUCUGCACAGCUUGCAUUGUUUCUAGGAGAACCUUCCAUCAUACCUUUAUCUGUAGCCUUCCCUUAGGUCUAAGGGUCCUGAAAUUGUACUUUGGACGUUGGAUUUGGUGGAACAGCAACAUG
Molecule: messenger RNA, 514 nt
Organism: Ochotona princeps (American pika)
Lineage: Eukaryota; Metazoa; Chordata; Mammalia; Lagomorpha; Ochotonidae
Gene: SNURF
Product: SNRPN upstream open reading frame
Exons: 4
Coding region: 107-322 (71 amino acids)
Cellular component (GO): nuclear speck
Source: RefSeq, a predicted model, not a curated record